Molecule: messenger RNA, 828 nt
Organism: Didymodactylos carnosus
Lineage: Eukaryota; Metazoa; Rotifera; Eurotatoria; Philodinida; Philodinidae
Source: the annotation of a GenBank genome assembly
AUGAUGAUGACUCAAAGAUUUCAAAUUAUCAAAGACAAUGAUGAUUCUCGAGACGAUAGUGCAGCUCGUAUAAUGAUGUUACAUGUGUUCGACUUGGAUAUACGCGACGUUGCUGAAGAAAUAAAUCGACUUAACGAAAUCAGCUGGCCUGAUAAACGUAUUAACAAAUCGUCGAUUAUAACACUUUUACGCAGUGCUGAGAACUACGACGAAAACGAUGACAAUACCUCCACGACACCGUCAGCUAAAUCCAAAAGCGACGAAUGGACUAUGGAAGACGAUAUGGCUGCCGUUUAUGCUUUAGAAAAUUUUGAUUUAGCUUUGGUUGAUUUAAGGCGUUACUUUCAUUAUGAUGAUUGCCUUCUACACGUUUUGCAAUGUGGUACGGAUGAAAGUGAUCUAUCACAAAUACCCAACCUUUUAUUGAGCUCUACAACAGAUCCCACAUUUUCAAGGAACAAACUAUGGAAAGAAGUUAAAAAAACAGAAGGAGCAGAAGAUGCUCUUCGAAGCCAUCACGACAGUCCGGAUGGGUGGAAAGUAACACAAGUCGUCGGUACCGUUACUAGAUUGGCCCAACUAAGUUUUGGCAAUAGAGGCGAGGGCAGAAUUGCUGCUGUGCCAAAUAAUAACAAUACUGAGCGAGUACUGGUACAUGUUGGUAGUCAUAACAGUUAUGAGACUUAUCGAGGCAGGGCACAUCAAGGUAUAAUUGCAGCAUUUAAUGGAUCAGAAGAACGACGACGACGAAACGAUCUAACAUUAUUUGAAUGGUUAAGAGAAGCCGAUGAUGUGUUCGAUGUGAGCACUCGUUUCGCAGAGCAAUAA